GAUACUAUAUUUGACAUUUGAUUUGUUACAUGUCAAAGCUACCUAAGUGAAACGUCAAUAUUAAGAAAAUUGGUUAUCUUUCCGUUAUAAUAAUUAUUGAAUAUGCCGCCUUUAGUUGAAAAAUCAACUGAAAAUAUAACUGUAAAUGAGGACGACAAAAAAAAUUUAUGGUCUCAAAUUUUGCAUGACGUCCAAAAAAAUGGCAAUCCCAAAUUAUCCCCACAUAAACAAAUACUUGUCUUGGGUGACAACGAAUCUGGAAAAACUACCAUGGUAGCUAAACUUCAAGGUAUUGAGAAUUCCAGUAAAGGUUCUGGAUUAGAAUAUGCUUAUAUUGAUGUAAGAGAUGAUUAUAGAGAUGAUCACACCAGGUUGAGUGUGUGGGUUUUGGAUGGAGAUCCAGCUCAUGUAGAUCUUCUUAAAUUUGCCCUUAACGAGGAAACAUUUCAGGAAACGCUUGUAAUUUUAACUGUGUCAAUGACUACACCUUGGGGUAUAUUAGAACAAUUACAACAUUGGGCUUCUGUUUUGGCUGAUUAUCUUGAUAAAUUGAAACUUGAUAUUGAUUUGAGACAGGCUAGAAAGCAACUAAUGAUUAAAAUGUGGCUAGAUUAUGUAGAACCAGGAGAUGAAUUAGAUCCUGCUUCGCCUAUGAAGAGGAGCUCUAGAAAUUUAGGAGAUGAUGAUGAAUUAUUUGAUGGAAAUUCAUUACCUGAAGGUACUCUUACAAGUAAUCUAGGUCUGGAUAUAGUAGUUGUGGUAACAAAAACAGACUUUAUACAAAAUUUGGAAAAGGAGCAAGAUUACAGAGAUGAACAUCUAGAUUUCAUGCAGCAAUGGAUAAGAAAAUUCUGUCUGCAAUAUGGAGCAGCUCUCUUCUACACUAGUGCAAAAGAGGAUAAAAACUGCGAUUUAUUAUAUAAAUAUUUAACUCAUCGUAUUUAUGGCUUUCCGUUUCAUACACCGGCUCUAGUUGUUGAAAAAGAUGCAGUAUUUAUACCCGCCGGUUGGGACAAUAUGAAAAAAAUUUGCAUUUUAUAUGAAAAUAUGCACUCUUGUACGCCUGAAAAUUAUUACAGGGAUGUAAUAGUACAGCCAGUUACUAGAAAAGCUAUAAAUAGAGAAACCGAGAUAAUUGCUGAAGAUGAACAAGCAUUUUUGACUAGACAGCAACAGAUUUCGUUUGGAGGAGGUGCUCCAUCUAUCCGCUUAGGAGAAUCACCAGCUAGACCACCCAUUGGAGGAAUCCAAGGUUCUCCUAGGAAACUGGAUGGCUCAAAGGUAGUUAGUUCACCAGGAGGUGAAGGUGUUUUGGCUAAUUUCUUUAAUUCUCUUCUGUAUAAAAAAACUGGCAGUCCGGGCGGAGGUGCUUCAAAAAUUUCAGGGGCAGAAAGUUUACCGGAUAAAAGUAUGAGAACAGAUGCUGCAGCAGAACUAGAUCGAUUAGCCAGAGGUGCAGGUAAAAAGCUUCCUGUUUCUACUACACCAAAUGCACAUAAAGGAACUGGUACUGGAAGUACAGAAACUAAUCCAGAUCUUGAUGAAACAUCCAAAGGUGAUAAAAAAAAUUCAACUGGAUCUAGUAUUACACAUGAUGCAGGUGUCGAUUUUAAUGCUUCUGAUUGUUAAAAAUAUUUUCUAUAAUAAGUAAUGUAAUUUUUAUUGUUUUAUUUAAGCUUUCUAAUAAAUAUCCCUGUGAUAACUUUUUUUUUAUUAUUUGUUCUUAGAUUUCCUUAAUGCUAUUAUAAGAAUAAUAAUUUAUAUUAAUUUCUAUAUUUCAAUUAAAUUUUGUCUUCAUCAAA
Messenger RNA from Diorhabda sublineata, 1802 nucleotides. RefSeq names its product cytoplasmic dynein 1 light intermediate chain 2 (gene Dlic). Gene Ontology annotation, cellular component: centrosome; cytoplasmic dynein complex. Lineage: Eukaryota; Metazoa; Arthropoda; Insecta; Coleoptera; Chrysomelidae. Bases 103 to 1629 code for a protein of 508 amino acids. Gene Ontology annotation, biological process: microtubule-based movement; microtubule cytoskeleton organization. The record is from RefSeq and is a predicted model, not a curated record. Gene Ontology annotation, molecular function: dynein heavy chain binding. The transcript has 6 exons.